AGAGGAUGUUUGUUUAAACAACGGAUACGAUUACUGGUUGUAUUCUAUGCCCAAGUGGAAAAGACCAGUAGAAUAACAACAGUAUAAGUAUUCUUAAUGGCAACCAUCAACUUAUCAGAACUGCAGGAUUAUAUAAGUACGAAGAAGAAACCUCUGUCAAAGUUUACCGAAAGGUAUAUACGCCAUUCGUUACUGCUACGGCAUGGCAGUUUAACUCCUUUAAAAGUGUUACUGUCUAAUACAGUUACACAAAGCGGCAAAACUUUGGAAACAUAUUUGAGAAAGGAAGAGAAGUAUUUCGAGCACGUUCUUUUUGAUCUGAAACGUUCAGAUGAUGUUACGUUUAACUAUGAUAUUUGUACAUGGGAUGCACUUACAUUAUGCAUAGUCAUAGCACGAAUUUUUAACUCGGAGUUACAUUACUGCGACCUUUCUGCUGUAAAUACUAUCCUAAGGCAGUGUUGUGAAGCAGAGCAUUACAGUUUGACCAAACUAAAAACAUUAAGUUUCAAAGAGAUUACAUUGAAACAGAAUACACUGAGGGAAUGCCUUUUAAAUAUUUUGUCCAGGUUAGACCGCAAUACUGCUUUUAGAAGCAAAAAACUGAUAUUAUCAAUAGAACUAGAACCAAUUUCCGAUGUCGUUCGUUUGAUAGAGGAAACAAAUGGUAAAGAUGCUCUGCAAACGAAAUUAUGCAUUCCAGUUGCCCAUAGCGGCCAAGUAACACAGUCGUUCACACAGGAUGGGCAUGGAAUUGCAGCCCACGGAAGCCUGAAUAGAGUAAUUUAUUCUCGGAUGACACUCAAAG
Mercenaria mercenaria is the source of this 808-nucleotide messenger RNA. RefSeq lists its product as uncharacterized. The transcript is spliced from 2 exons. The annotation marks the transcript as partial. Lineage: Eukaryota; Metazoa; Mollusca; Bivalvia; Venerida; Veneridae. The record is from RefSeq and is a predicted model, not a curated record.